Molecule: messenger RNA, 3181 nt
Organism: Drosophila nasuta
Lineage: Eukaryota; Metazoa; Arthropoda; Insecta; Diptera; Drosophilidae
Product: endoplasmic reticulum metallopeptidase 1
Exons: 11
Coding region: 343-2928 (861 amino acids)
Biological process (GO): proteolysis
Molecular function (GO): metalloexopeptidase activity
Source: RefSeq, a predicted model, not a curated record
GACCAGACGAUCGCCGACCGUCGAAGGCGACAGUUGUGGUUGUGUUUAUUGGUUGUUCGUGUCUCGAUCUCGUCUCGUCUCGACUCGUCUCGUGUCAGCUGAUGGCACAUGUUGCUGCCUUUUGCUGUUGACCGCGUUCGAUCAUUUUGUCAUCGCAUUUUUAUAUAAGCAAAGAGCCCAAAAAAAAACAAGAAAAUAAAAACUUUAUUCGCGUUUAUUUUCGGCAAGUCUUGUGCCCAGAAAACUGUGUGUGGAUAGUGGCCAAUUUGUGUGAGAAGAAUUCAAAAUUGUGAGUGCAUAUUACGGAAGAACGUUCUUCUUCAGUGUCUUCUGCACGACAAUAUGAAUUCCAAAUAUGAGAACAUGAAGAUCAUCUACAAUCGCAGCAAAAUCGGCUGGUAUUGGGCACCUCUCUUUGUCGCCUUCUGGUUUCUGCUGUACUAUUUGGUUGUGAUGCCCAGUUUCCAUAGCAUGCCCCCGCUUAAGACUCUCGAUGAUGAACUGAGCCAACCGGGACAAUUUAUUGGUGAACGUGCCGAGAGCACAUUGCUCAAACUGACAAAGAUUGGACCCAAAGUUGUGGGCAGUGCGGCAAAUGAGCAAGUUGCUGUUCAGUUUCUUCUCAGCGAGAUCAGCGAUAUCAUUGAUGACUCUCGCGAUGAUCUGUAUGAUAUUGAGAAGGAUGUGCAGAUUGCCUCUGGCAAUUAUCUGCUCUGGUCUAUGGUGAAUGUGUAUCAGAGUGUGCAGAAUGUUGUGGUCAAAGUCUCACCCAAAAAUGCCACCAGCUCGGCAGCUCUGUUGAUCAAUAGCCACUUUGACUCCGUGCCUGGCAGCUCAGGAGCUGGAGACUCGGGCAUGAUGUGUGUCAUCAUGUUGGAAGUGCUGCGUGUGAUAACCAAGCAUGAAACCCCACUCACCUAUUCGCUCAUCUUUCUCUUCAAUGGCGCCGAGGAGAAUCCAUUGCAGGGUUCCCAUGCGUUUAUUACCCAACAUCCUUGGGCACCCAAUGUUCGUGCUGUAGUUAAUCUGGAUUCAGCUGGAAGUGGUGGGCGAGAGAUUCUCUUUCAGUCUGGACCCGAUCACCCCUGGCUAAUGAAGUACUAUGGAAAUCACGCAGCUCAUCCUUUUGCCUCAACUAUUGGCGAGGAACUGUUUCAGAAUGGUUUCAUUCCUUCAGAAACCGAUUAUCGCAUUUUCCGUGACUUUGGCAAAAUUCCCGGUCUCGAUAUGGCGCAUGUUUCCAACGGUUAUGUAUACCAUACAAAAUUCGAUCGUUUUAAUAUUAUACCAAGACGUACUUAUCAAUUAACUGGUGACAAUCUGUUGGCCAUAGUCAAGGCAUUGGGCAAUGCGCCUGAAUUGGAAGAUCCUGCAAAAUACGCCGAAGGUCACAUGAUCUUCUUCGAUGUGCUGGGCUGGUUUUUCAUCUAUUAUCCAGAAGAUGUCGGUUUCAUUAUCAACAUUUGUAUUUGCGCUCUAGUUCCCAUUACAAUUGUAGCCUACAUUUGGAGCAUGGCCAGCAAUACGGGCAUGUUUAGACGUCGCAUCUUUGCCAAGUUUGGCAUCUUGGCUGCGAUUCAAUUGUGCGGCGUUGUUCUCAGUAUGGGCUUGGCCAUUGCCAUAGCAUUUUUCCUGGACGCUGUUGGUUUGUCAAUGUCCUGGUUCUCACAAACGUGGAUGAUCUUUGGCUUGUACUUCUGCCCCAUGUUCUUUGGCCUCGGAAUUUUGCCGGCCAUUUACUUUAGUCGCACAAAGGAGCAUGGCCUACCUUUGGGAUAUGGCAUUCAAUUGUUGAUGCAUUCGCAUUGCCUGAUCCUGACUUUGCUCAUGGUAGUUAUGCUCUGCUACAAUGUUCGCUCCGCCUUCAUUUUGCUCAUCUGUAUUUGCUUUUACACGAUCUCCGUGCUCAUCAACAUGGCCACAUGUGCCCAUAAAACAAACUUCUUGUGGCUGAUUCCCCAUUGCAUUUGCCAAAUCCUGCCCUUCAUGUUCUACGCCUAUUGUUGCUAUGCUUUCUACAUUGUCUUCACUCCAAUGCAAGGACGCGAGAGUAGUUCAAAUCCCGAAUUAUUGAUUGGAGGCUACACAGCGGUGUUUUGUCUCUUGUUGUCGCCAUUCUUAGUGCCCUUACUUUGCCUGUUCCGCAAAUCAAAGACCAUCAUCUCACUGUUUGGUGUCUGCACAGUGAUCUUCAUCAUCUUGGCUGCCACGCCAGUCGGUUUCCCUUAUGUGGAAAAGACAGCAGUGCAGCGAUUCUUCUCUGUGCACACUGCACGUACUUUCCACAAUGGAGACGCUGCCGCCUCAGUGAAUCACACGGAUUCUGGUUAUUACGUGAUGCCUGUGGAUCGUCAUCCCAAAUCACUGGACAACAUUCUUUUCGAGAAUACCGAAUACAGCCGAGCGAAUCGAAGUGAAUGCGAUACGGAAAUCAUGUGCGGAUUCCCCCUUUACAGCACACGCUGGGUGAAGGCAAUGCCAAAUGGCUUCUGGAUACCUGGUCCUGAGCCCAACAAAUACUAUAUGCCCGAGUUGACAAUCAUUAGCAAGGAGAGCACUUCGGAUACCAAUAUAAUAUUCACUUUAGAGAUCACUGGACCGGAUCACACAAGCAUAUUCAUUCAGCCAUUGGAUGACGCCAAGCUGGUUGACUGGACAUUCACAAGGGAGCCAUUAGAUAUGGGUUUGCCGCCGCCUCACUACAUCUAUUGGUCAUAUGCAUUAGAUCCCACGCCAUUGCGCUUCAAUCUGGAAUUUGAGCGUGAGAGUCCCGAUUGGUCGGGAUCUACAUUCAGAAUGGCCGUAAUGGGUCACAGAAUACACGAUGACAUGUAUAUAGAGGAGGAUUACCGAGAGUUCCUGGCCAAGUUUCCAUCUUGGGCACAUGUGAACGGCUGGAUUGGUUCCUACACCAGUUGGCAGCUCUAAGAGCUUCCGCAAAUGUUUGACAUUUGAUAUUACCACUCACUUCCCAGUAUCCACUAUUCACUCAGUACUCAUAUUUUGAGUAGGUUUGCCAUGAUAUCUGGACUGAACUGUUGUUAAAUGUUUCAUUCUCAGUGCAGAGAUUUUUUAUCGAUCGAACAAAGUGUUUUAUCUAACACAAAAAGCACAUGUCAUUUUAUUGUAUUAAUGAUCUAGAAUUAUAAAUUACAACUAUUGCGAAAAUCCAAAACAAAAU